Ilex paraguariensis (yerba mate) is the source of this 1773-nucleotide messenger RNA. The record is from the annotation of a GenBank genome assembly. Lineage: Eukaryota; Viridiplantae; Streptophyta; Magnoliopsida; Aquifoliales; Aquifoliaceae.
AUGGAUUCAGAUUUUGGGAUAGCGAGAGAAUUGUCCGAUCUCCAAAAGCUUCGAUCUCAGUACCAACCAGAGCUCCCCCCUUGUCUUCAGGGGACUACUGUCCGUGUGGAAUUUGGUGAUGGAACCACUGCUGCUGACUCCUCUGGUGCCCACACCAUAUGCCGGUCUUUUCCACACACUUACGGUCAGCCUUUAGCUCACUUUAUUAGGGCAACUGCCAAAGUCCCUGACGCCCAGAUAAUUACUGACCAUCCAGCAAUUAGGGUUGGUGUGGUUUUUUGUGGUAGACAAUCUCCUGGAGGACAUAAUGUCAUAUGGGGCCUUCACAAUGCUCUCAAGAUUCACAACCCUAACAGUUCUUUGCUUGGAUUUCUGGGUGGUUCUGAAGGCUUAUUUGCACAAAAGACCCUUGAGAUCACUGAUGACAUUCUUGCAACCUACAAAAAUCAAGGUGGUUAUGAUUUGCUGGGAAGAACAAAAGAUCAAAUACGAACAACUGAGCAAGUCAAUGCUGCGCUCAACGCAUGCAGAGAUUUGAAGUUGGAUGGCCUUGUCAUUGUUGGAGGGGUGACAUCAAACACAGACGCUGCUCAGCUUGCUGAAACUUUUGCAGAAGCAAAAUGCCCAACUAAGGUGGUUGGGAUUCCUGUUACUUUGAAUGGAGAUCUCAAAAACCAAUUUGUUGAAACAAAUGUUGGUUUUGAUACUAUAUGUAAGGUUAAUUCCCAGCUCAUCAGCAAUGUCUGCACAGAUGCUCUUUCAGCUGAGAAGGUCAUUCUUGGUGAGGAGGUGGCUGCAUCAAAGCUUACUCUUUUUGACCUGACAAAACAGAUUUGUGAUGCAGUACAAGCCCGGGCGGAACAAGACAAGUACCACGGAGUCAUCCUGCUACCCGAGGGGCUUAUAGAAAGCAUUCCUGAAGUCUAUGCUCUCUUGCAGGAAAUUCAUGGUCUACUGAGGCAAGGUGUUUCUGUUGAUGCCAUUUCUACGCAAUUGUCACCUUGGGCAUACGCUUUGUUUGAAUUUUUGCCUCCCUUAAUUAGAAAACAGCUGCUUCUCCAUCCAGAAUCAGAUGACUCUGCUCAGCUAUCCCAGAUUGAGACGGAGAAACUCCUCGCACAUCUCGUGGAAGCAGAAAUGAACAAGAGAUUGAAAGAAGGAACAUACAAGGGUAAAAAAUUUAAUGCUAUCUGCCACUUCUUUGGCUAUCAAGCUCGGGGAUCUUUACCUUCAAAGUUUGAUUGUGACUACGCAUAUGUUCUUGGGCACAUUUGCUACCAUAUUCUGGCAGCUGGGCUGAAUGGUUAUAUGGCUACUGUAACUAACCUGAAAAAUCCUUUGAACAAGUGGCGUUGUGGUGCUGCUCCAAUAACUGCAAUGAUGACUGUGAAGCGUUACGGCCGUGGUCCUGGGGCCUUACCAAUUGGGAAACCUGCCGUGCAUCCUGCUACCGUCGAUUUGAAAGGCAAAGCAUAUGAGUUACUGAGACAAAAUGUAUCCAAAUUUUUGAUGGACGAUGUUUACAGAAACCCAGGGCCCCUUCAGUUUGAUGGUAUAGGUGCUGAUGCUAAGGCUGUAACUCUGUGUGUUGAAGACCAGGAUUACAUGGGCCGUAUCAAGGCAUUGCAAGAGUAUCUCGACAAGGUGCGGAUGAUUGUGAAACCAGGAUGCUCACAGGAUGUUCUGAAAGCAGCUUUGAGCGCCAUGACUGCUGUGACUGAUAUUCUCUCGACCAUGACCUCACCUUCAAACGGUGGGAACACACCUUAUUAG